AUGUCAGAACCUCAAACUGCCCCGUCAGGCCUACGGCCGUCAAAACGGUACAUUGCCACUCACGAUCCGGUGACUGGACGGAGUACCUACGCGAGUGCGCCAGAUUAUGUCUACGCCGAGUUCCCUGGAUUUGGAUGUGUUACCCGAUCAUAUGCGACGUCCUCAUUGCCCGCGCGUCUCCAAGAUGAUGAGGAUAUCAAGGCGUUCGAGAGCAAUGACACCGUCUCCAGUCACACCCGGGCCAGAGACUUCGCAAUGCCAGCAUCCGCCAACAAGAAUGGUAUCAGCACGACCCAGGGGGUAAAUCUCAACGUGCUUGACGUCAUUCCCGGUGCCGUGGGUCACUGGCACAGGACGGUGUCCAUGGAUAUCUCCAUCUGUGUCAUGGGCGAACUAGAUCACGAGCUGGAGAGCGGAGGGAAGGUUCGACUUUAUCCAGGGGAUCACAUAAUUCAGCGGGCCACCUUACACCGCUGGUCAAACUCGUCCAAGGAGCAACCUGCGCGACUGAUCGCAGCCAUCUUACCUUGCGAGGACUUCCACGUGGGCGGUAAACCCGUCCAGGAAGCUCAUUUUGCAUUUGGAGAAGGCAAACCACAAUGA
This is a messenger RNA of Cladophialophora psammophila CBS 110553, 603 nucleotides long. RefSeq lists its product as uncharacterized. Lineage: Eukaryota; Fungi; Ascomycota; Eurotiomycetes; Chaetothyriales; Herpotrichiellaceae. The transcript has 2 exons. The coding region runs from base 1 to 603 and encodes 200 amino acids. The record is from RefSeq and is a predicted model, not a curated record.